UUAAAUAUGGGUUAGUCCAAUGCUCUAGGGUUAUCAUCUCAUCGCCUUUUUUUUUCCUUCGCGCCGUCUCCUCCAACUGGAUCAGCUCGUAAGUCUUUUCUGCUCUGUUUAUCUUGAUGGAGAAGGAGCUAUUGGCUGCAUUCGAAGCUGCUGAGAAGGCUGCGGAUGCGGCAGCGGCUGACGGUGGAUUGGCGGAAGAGGAUCGCUGCUUGGAUGCCCUAAAACGGUUGCGUAGGAUGCCGGUCACCACCAAGGAUCUGGUGAAUACGCAGGUUGGCAAGCGCAUUCGCAGCCUCACAAAACAUCCUAAGCCUAAGAUUCAAUCAGUUGCUACUGAUUUGUUUAAAUUCUGGAAGAGUGUUGUUAUCGAGGAGACCAACAGAGAUAGCAAGAAAAGUAGCAGCUCCGUUGAUGCAAACCUUGCAAAAACCGAAACUCAGUCUGAGAGAUCAGAUUCUACCAAGGUUGACAAGACUUCAAAUUCUGGUUCAUCUAAGCCCAACAUCCACUCGAAAUCAGAAAGCAUGAAGGUCGAAAAGCUUCCUUCAGACAGAUUUUUGGUCUCUGAAAAGUUUUCUAAAAUAGAUGCUGUCAAAAUUGAGAAAACCAGGAAAGAUGAAUCAGGGAGUGUGGGGAGUGUGUCUUUUGAGAAAAGAAAUAGGGUCGAAACCAUCAAGGUAGAAAAGUUCUUGAAGGAAGAUAAACAGAACUCAGUUUCCAAGAAGCCUUUGAUUCCUACUGGACCUCCAAAGCUGACUUCUCUGGUCAAAUGCAAUGAUCCUGUGAGGGACAAACUCCGCGAACAACUUGCAGAGGCUUUCUCGAAGGUUUUAGCAGAGGCGAGCGAGGAUGUGAGGGACGAAGUUAGAAUCAUUGUGGAUGACAUAAGUGCCUGUGACCCAAUUCGCGUCGCAGUAACGGUGGAGUCAACCAUGUUUGAAAAACUAGGACGAUCGAAUGGCACCCAGAAGGUGAAGUACAGAUCGAUAAUGUUUAAUUUGAAGGAUUCGAACAACACCGAUCUUCGCCGCAGGGUUCUCCUCGGACAUAUAAUGCCUGAGAAGCUUGUUAGUAUGACGGCAGAGGAGAUGGCUAGUGAUGAGAGAAAAUCAUCAAAUAAACAGAUCCAAGAGAAGGCUUUAUUUGAAUGUGAAAGAGGAGGGCCUCCAAAAGCCACAACUGAUCAGUUCAGAUGCGGUCGGUGUGGACAGAGAAAAUGCACCUAUUAUCAACUGCAAACUAGAAGUGCUGAUGAGCCUAUGACAACUUUUGUUACUUGUGUAAACUGCAACAAUCACUGGAAGUUCUGUUGAGCAAGCCUAAACCCUAUGUUUAAUUGUGAGCAAGUUACUGAACUGUACUCAUUUAUUGUCAUUCACUGUAACACGUUUUUAACUCAUCACUGUUCAUUUUUAAGCGAUUGUCUCUUUAUAGAUCUCAGUGUUGUUUGUUCGCUUUUGGAAGAUUCACAACGGGCGUUGCUUUGUCAGUUCUCUUUAAAUUCAAGCGAAAGGUAGUCUUUUGCCAUUUCUCAUUUCAUCUAGCAGGCUGACUAAUGACAAUAUUUGCAUGUGUAAAGGUAUUCUGGGAGUAAAAGGGUGUGAGGAAAGAACUAAAAAGAGUGCAUUUUUUUUUCUUUCGCCCUCAGAUUAAGUUGUUGAUAGUGUAAAUGUGUAAUGGCCAAGUAGUUUCUUUCUCAGUUUAUUCCUUGUUGUAAAGUUCGGUGUAAUGAAGAUCUGCUUUUCUGUCUGGUUUCAUCA
Dendrobium catenatum is the source of this 1760-nucleotide messenger RNA. Its product is annotated as transcription elongation factor TFIIS. Lineage: Eukaryota; Viridiplantae; Streptophyta; Magnoliopsida; Asparagales; Orchidaceae. The record is from RefSeq and is a predicted model, not a curated record. Bases 117 to 1313 code for a protein of 398 amino acids. Gene Ontology annotation, molecular function: nucleic acid binding; zinc ion binding. Gene Ontology annotation, cellular component: nucleus. Gene Ontology annotation, biological process: transcription elongation by RNA polymerase II; DNA-templated transcription. The transcript has 2 exons.